AUGGAACUGAGAGGAGAGAAGCCAGCACAGGAGUACAUGCCAUCAAAGACAAGAGACCUUGAAGUUACAGAAGAUCUUAUUAGACGGAAUGCUGAGCACAACGACUGUGUAAUUUUUUCCCUGGAGGAACUCUCCUUGCAUCAGCAAGAAAUAGAAAGGCUAGAACAUAUUGACAAAUGGUGCCGGGACUUAAAAAUUCUCUAUCUUCAAAAUAACCUCAUUGGGAAAAUUGAAAAUGUUAGCAAACUGAAGAAACUUGAAUAUUUGAACUUAGCCUUGAACAACAUUGAAAGAAUUGAAAACUUGGAAGGAUGUGAGUGGCUGACAAAACUUGACUUGACUGUAAAUUUCAUUGGAGAGCUGAGCAGCGUUAAAACCCUGACACACAAUAUUCAUCUGAAGGAGCUGUUCCUCAUGGGUAACCCAUGUGCUGACUUCGAUGGCUACAGGCAGUUUGUGGUGGUGACCUUACAACAGUUAAAGUGGUUGGAUGGCAAAGAAAUAGAGCGUUCCGAAAGGAUCCAGGCACUGCAGAACUACGCAGCAGUUGAACAGCAAAUCAGAGAGCAGGAGAAAGCUUACUGCCUUAGACGAGCCAAAGAGAAAGAGGAAGCUCAGAGGAAACUCAAUGAAGAAAAGGAAACUGAAGACAAGAAGAACAGCCCAGGCUUUGACGGGCGUUGGUACACAGAUAUUCACACUGCUUGCCCAUCUGCCUUAGAGAACAAAGACCAUCUCCAGGUACCAGAAAUGCAUGAAGAACAACACAGCACAAACAAAUCAGAUGAAAUUGAAGAUGAUCUGGCAUUCUGGAACAAACCAUCUUUGUUCACCCCUGAAUCUAGACUGGAAACUCUCAGACACAUGGAAAAACAACGUCAAGCCCAAGAUAAGUUAAGUGAAAAGAAAAAGAAAGUGAAACCACCCCGGACAUUGAUUACAGAAGAUGGGAAGGCCCUGAAUGUCAACGAAGCCAAACUUGAUUUCUCUUUGAAAGAUGAUGAGAAACACAACCAGAUCAUCCUGGACCUGGCUGUCUAUAGGUACAUGGAUACCUCUUUAAUUGAGGUUGAUGUUCAGCCAACUUAUGUUCGAGUUAUGGUCAAAGGAAAGCCAUUUCAACUUGCCCUUUCUACAGAGGUCCAGCCUGACAGCAGCUCUGCUAAGAGGUCUCAGACAACAGGACAUUUGCUGAUCUGUAUGCCCAAGGUAGGAGAAAUGAUCACAGGAGGUCAGCGCACACCCAUGUCUGUGAAAACCACCUCGGAUAGAAGCAGGGAGCAAACCCCAUCAAACCCCAGAAGAAAGAGGAUAGAAAGAUUAGAAGUGGAUCCCACUAAGCAUUCCUGCCCCGAUGUGUCUACCAUAGUACAAGAGAAAAAACACAAACCCAAAAGAAUGGAAUCUCAACCCGGAGCUGAACCCAGUGAAGAAGAUCCCGAUUUUGAGGAUAACCCAGAAGUGCCUCCACUAAUUUGA
Molecule: messenger RNA, 1479 nt
Organism: Apodemus sylvaticus (European woodmouse)
Lineage: Eukaryota; Metazoa; Chordata; Mammalia; Rodentia; Muridae
Gene: Dnaaf11
Product: dynein axonemal assembly factor 11
Exons: 12
Coding region: 1-1479 (492 amino acids)
Biological process (GO): outer dynein arm assembly
Cellular component (GO): cytoplasm
Molecular function (GO): protein binding
Source: RefSeq, a predicted model, not a curated record